CGCGCGAAAGGGAAUGCCAGCUGAAGGGGGAGGAGGGGACGGAAAGGUUUGCAGAAGAUUCAGAGAGCAUAACUGCUCGCGGAAAUUCACUCGCUGCGCAGCUCGAGCUCGAGCCAUGGUUUCCUUGCUGUCACCCGUGGCCAGCAGCAGCAGCAGUGCCCGGCCGCGAGGCGAAGACAACCGUUGCUAGAUGUUCGUUGGGUCAGUAGUAGCAGCGAGCGUUUGUUGUUGUGGGUCCAAUCGAUCGACGAAGAGGACACGGGCUCCGCAAUUUCUCGGUGCCGAUUCCGAGAAGAGCAUCUGAUUUCUUCCUUCGUUGCGCAGAGAAAGCUCCAAUCUCAAUCCGGGACGAGAGUCUGUCUGGCAGUGCACACCGUUUACACUCGGUGCAUGUGGCUGUGGUCUAUUUGGGCAGCAGUCUUCAAAUUUAACCUCCGGAGCCAAGAAUUCGAUCAUUCGCUCUAUGAAUUGUCCGCUGCUAUUUGUACAGCCGCCUGAUUCGACAAGAAUGUAAGAAGCCCGACCAUAGCAGGAAAGGCAGGCGGGCAGGCCAACGCACAAGUGAUUUCGCUGCAGGAUUAGUGGAAUUGAAGGCGAGAUUCUCUCGCACGUGAUGCUGGUCUGGUUGGUGACGCAAACAGUGGACAGCAGCUGUUGCGACAGAAGACAUCAAUGACAGGAGGAGCAUCAGGGACGAGCAAAACAGCGUCCGAUUGUCGACGUGAAGAAGGAGCGCAAACAAUUUCCAUGCACGAAAGAAUGAUGUCGUAAGCGGAGAGUGCCAAUUUUUCCGGGAGACGAAGAGAAGCAAUCAUGUUCUGAAGAAAUGCUGGUGGCGGUUAGGGGAGGGACGAUGAGUUCAUGCGAGACCGGAGGCAUGGAAGCUGGAACCCACAAGGUUGCUCCAGAUUUCGGUUACAGGUGAUACGCAGCCGUCAUGUGAAUGCGUUGGACGUCAUGCCUGUGAUUCGAAGAGCAGAGGAACCGCUGAUUUGGAAGUUCACGGUUGAGGGAGAAUUGAGAACCGGCCCGAGUUGGCAGCAGGACUGACGAACUCCUCGACGAACUUUGCCAGUGGACUAAAGCGUAGCAACCAUGGUUCUUCCGAUUUUCUUCGUCUAUGAGUGCCUCCUGUUUCAGUUCAGGAAAAUGGGCGCCAAGUGCAUCAAGGCGCUGAACACGGCCAGAGCGAAGCUCAAAGGCAGGAAUUUGGACAUUGCAGACUUCAAGGAGUUUCUGAGUUACACUAACACUCGCCUUAAUCCUGAGGAAAUGACGCUCCUAAUGAAGACCCACUGUCCCGAUGACAAAUGCUUCAGCUUCAUGGACAUGAUGGAGAAAAUCAGGGGCACGUGGAAGAAGCAUCGUGAGAGACUGGUGAAUUUUGCAUUCAAGAAACUAGAUAAGGAAGGGAGUGGUAAAGUGAGCAUCGAUCGAGUCAAGGAGAUGUACAACGCUGCAGUGCACCCGGACGUCAUGUGCGACAGGAUCACCAAAGAGGAAGCCUUGCAGGAGUAUCUGGACAAAUCGUUCGCCGAGCUGGACAGCGUUUCUCAAGCCGACUUCCUUGAGUACUACCUGCUCCACUACGGCGAUAUGGUUUGCGAGACUGCGUUUGAACUCCGUAUGAUGAAGGACUACAAGGUGCAGCACGAUGAAUAUGAUGUGGAUAACGCAAUUAACAAAGUGAAACUGAUCGUUUACAAAGGACGAAUCCGGAGUCGCGAGUUCAUCAAGCAACAUGACCCGCUCAGGCAUAGGCUGAUAUCCGACACGCAGUUCGCUCGGGCGAUCGAUCUGACCAAAAUUGUGCUCGACACACGCGAGGUCAAAGCGAUUUGUGACAACUAUCGAAUGCCCGACGAGCCUCUGCUCCGAGUCUGCUGGACCGCCUUCUGUGAUGAGAUUGACACCGUUUUCACGUACAAGGAAAUGGAGAAGACCCCUCUCCGAAAUGUGCCGCCGAUACCGCCCUUGCCGGGGCUGGCGCCGACUCGGUUCAUGGUGGGAUGCAAGAACCUGGGCCUGUCGAAGGAGCAGAGAGUGAAUUUCAUAUUGAAGGACAUAAAGAAGAUAUGCUACGACAGACGGCUGUGCACGCAGCCCUUCUUCGAGGACUUCGCGCACGGCAAGAUGAGCUGCAACGUGGUGGGCCAUGUGACGUAUGCGCAGUUCGGGGCAGCGCUCAACAGCGAAGCAGGGCUGCGCAUUCUUCCCGCAGACUUGAAGCUGCUGCAGGAGAAAUACGACGAUUUGAACAACGGCAUGUGCAACUACUUCGCCUUCUCCAACGAGAUUGAUCCCUUCGCGCCUGCGAACCAGAAGAAAGGACCACCUCCGGAGCCUCCUCGCUCGCCGUACCCGCGCAUGCCCGAGCCCCCAUACCACGAUCCCGUCCCUGGCAACCCCGAUUGGAAAAUUGAACCGCACCUUCUGGGUGGCGAUAAGAAGCCUCUCAUGAAACGACCCAAAUCGCCCCGCCCGCCCGGCCACGAGGGUUGGCCUUGAUCUUCACCAGCUCAUGACGCUCGUGAAUCGAUCGAUCGACCCAAGCCUUCGAAGGUUGUAAUCAUAGACGGAGGGCUGGUGAAAUGAUCUCGGAUGCUAGAGUAGUCCAAAAGAGUAGAAGCAGAAGAAAAAGGAGAAGAAGGAGAUGAUGAUGAUGAUGAUGAUGGGAUUUGUUAGUUGAGUGAGGAGCAAAAGAUUAGUGAAGUAUGAUCGAAGCGCAGAAGAGAUUGAGAAUCCGACAUUCGGUAUUGGCCAACAGUUUCACUUUUGUGUACGUCCUGGUGUGAUGACGAACAUUCCUGCUUUUCCGAAGUCUUCCUUUACUCCACAAGAUCCAAGCAGCUGUGUUUCCUGAUUGCCAGUGCGCAAACGCACGAUUUCUUAAAUCUUCAUAUGUUAGAGAACGUGCUUGCUGCUGCUCAGAUGAGAGCAUAUUUUGCAUUUGUCUUCUAGGCGUGCAAUCUUGUUUUAUCUCCCCCUCCCAAAUAUGAUUUCCUUUGAUUG
Messenger RNA from Marchantia polymorpha subsp. ruderalis, 3012 nucleotides. The record is from the annotation of a GenBank genome assembly. NCBI's taxonomy places the organism in Eukaryota, Viridiplantae, Streptophyta, Marchantiopsida, Marchantiales, Marchantiaceae.